This is a messenger RNA of Argentina anserina (silverweed cinquefoil), 1715 nucleotides long. Its product is annotated as glutathione S-transferase TCHQD. Gene Ontology annotation, molecular function: glutathione transferase activity. NCBI's taxonomy places the organism in Eukaryota, Viridiplantae, Streptophyta, Magnoliopsida, Rosales, Rosaceae. The record is from RefSeq and is a predicted model, not a curated record. The transcript is spliced from 2 exons. The coding region runs from base 691 to 1503 and encodes 270 amino acids.
CUGGCAAGUUCCUUCUGAUUUUGUUGUGUUCUUGCAUGAAGUAUGUGAUGAAUUUGUUGUAUUUGGUAAGAAGCUUUUAAAGUUUCCACUAUGAAUUUUGGGAAGUUUGGGUGAACUGUUAAGUAUUGGAUUGUCAUAUAUACAUGGUCUGAUUGUAGUCGAUCUGGAAUCUGAGUUUUCUUGUAAAAUCUUACACAAUCAUCAUGAGCAAAGUUCUUACAUAUUCUUUUCUUCCCCUAUUAGUGUGGGUUUUGAUUAGAGAAUUCUAUUUUGCAAUGUGAAAUUGAGGCUCGCUCUGUUAUUAUGACAAAAGGAUAUAUGUAAUCAUUAUACGAGUGUGUAAUUAGAAAGCUGCUGAUACAUAUCAUCUCUUUAGUAAAUCAUAGGUUGAAAAGUUUUGCCUUUUAACGCAUCAUCUACCUCAACUUUUGUGUUGGAAACUAACUUGGAAUAGUCAUCGUGUCAUAGACGUUAUGUUGUUGGAAUACUCCGUUAUAAAUUCAUAAUGCUAUGUAUAAUCUGAACUAUAUAUGUGGGGGAAAGAAGGGGACUUUGGUUUAGCUACUAAUCUGAUGUUGGAUACAUAAUAACUCUUGGUACCAUGUUAGUUUGACUCUUAUUAUUUGCAGAGUUAGACAUCCAGUAAAGAUAUAAGCAGAAGAGUGCAGUUUCUUCACAUUGCUUGAUACCAUGCAGUUAUACCACCACCCAUAUUCAAUAGAUAGUCAAAGGGUGAGACUUGCUUUGGAAGAAAAAAGCAUUGAUUACACAUCAUUCCAUCUGAAUCCUGUAACCGGCAAGAAUAUGAAUGUCUCAUUCUUCAGAAUGAAUCCAAGUGCAACACUCCCGGUUUUCCAAAAUGGCGGGCACAAGAUUUUCAAUACGAUUGAGAUUAUUCAGUAUGUAGAAAGAAUUGCAAGUGUCUCUACAGGCGCGGACUCCGCUGAGAACACUCCCUUCAGUGGCAGAGAAGUCACUGAAUGGAUGCACAGGCUACAACAAUGGAACCCCAAAUUUUUCACACUUGCACACAUCCCAGACAAGUACUUUCGUUCUGUCUCCAAAUUCUUGAGGCGGGUGGUGAUGGCUCGAAUGGAGGAAUCUCCUGAUUUGGCAGGUGCUUAUCACAGUAAAUUGCAAGAAGUAUAUGACACUGAAGACAAGUUGAAAAACUCAAGUGUUUUGAUACAUGACAAAGAACAUCUGAUUAGACUUCUUGAUCAAGUUGAAAAACAGCUAAAUGAAACAACAUAUUUAGUAGGGGAAGAGUUUACAAUGGCAGACGUGAUGCUAAUUCCGGUGCUAGCACGGUUGGUGCUGUUAAAUUUGGAGGAUGAGUAUAUAGGUACCCGGCCGAACACUGCUAAAUACUGGAUUACAGUGCAGCAGAGGCCUAGUUAUAAGAAAGUGAUUGCGAGUCAUUUCAAUGGAUGGAGGAAGUAUAGAACUUUGUGGAAAACCUGGUUCGCUAUUCACAGCAGAAGCAUUUUAAGGAGAUUUUGAUGAAUUUUGUUUGAUAUUUUUUCGCCCAUCAGAUACAUGAGAUGAGAGAAGUGUGUAAAGAUGUGUGCAUUUCUUCUUGACAUGUAUUAGUAUUGAGAUAGAGGAGGUUAGGCAAAAUUGAAAUUUUGAACUCGUAUGUCUUUAAGCACUGCUGGUGUUUUGGUCGCAGUGGAAGGAUCACCGAACCACAGUAUAAAGAUAGUUUCAUAUGA